AUGCUGACCUUGACAAUUCCUGGAGUCUUCGAGUCUCACAAUUGUCCUGUCUGCUUGUCUCCCAAUGAAACUGCCAGCCACCUGCUCUUUGACUGUCCAUCCAAAGAAAAGGUAUGGCUAGGCGUCAUUUUUGAAUUCCUAUGGCCCACGACGUCCAUCACUGACAUCAAAGAGGCUCUUCUGUCCCUGGACUUUUCGGAUAUCUGGUACUCCCAAGUCAAAGGCAUCCAUCCAUACAGAACCCUACUUAUCACCCUGUCUCAAACAUGGCUAGCCCAUAUGCGCUUUGUUUUUGACAACAUCAUCCUUGUCCCUGAGGCGAUUCUGGUGAAUGUCCGCUCCACUGUUCACCAGACAGUGGAUGAGGAUCAAAUCCAUUCCCUCUUGUAG
Mucor velutinosus is the source of this 390-nucleotide messenger RNA. RefSeq lists its product as uncharacterized. Bases 1 to 390 code for a protein of 129 amino acids. NCBI's taxonomy places the organism in Eukaryota, Fungi, Mucoromycota, Mucoromycetes, Mucorales, Mucoraceae. The record is from RefSeq and is a predicted model, not a curated record. The transcript has a single exon.